AUGAAUAACAACAGCUCUGAUCGACAACUGAUUUAACAACAUGCGAAAGCAACUUGGUUUUCGCCAUUACUUUGCCAUCGGAAGCGUGGUAACCGCUCUAGUUCUUACGAUUUCUUUUUUGAAUGAGCGUAUACCAACGUCGAGAGGUUUUCUCUCAGAAAACUGGGAGUCUGACGAUGUUCCCUCUAAAAGUUAUAAGCGACAACGAAAGGGUUUGUUAAUCAUAGGAAGAGGUCGAUCAGGCACGAGUUUCCUGUCGAAGAUGUUUGGGAGCGGAAAAAGAAUUUUCGAAGUUUAUGAACCUUUACGAUUUCGCAACCUCACAAACGUUGCAAAGAUAGAAGUCCUGAAAGCAUUUCUCUCCUGCAACUUCGCUUCAAGUCCUCUAUGGCAAAAAGACUAUUUUCCACCUUUCUGGUACUUGAAACAGAAGUAUUAUUUCGUUACUCCAAGUCAACACCUGGCGUGCCUAAAAUACAGAAGUGGAAGUACACGCUGUUUCCCUGCGGAGCAGAUGUUUACAAAAUUUAUCGAUAAGUGCAGAUACAGCUAUGACAGCACUGUGCUUAAGGAGCUUACUGAACGGUUACCAGACACCAGUUUGUCAAGUCUAAUACCGGAAAUUAUUGACCGCUCAUUAAGUACAGAUAUCAGACUACUGCACGUUGUGCGUGAUCCUAGAGGAAGUAUUAACUCGAGGAUUAAACUUAAGUGGAUGCCAGAUUACGAACAUCCACAAUUUAAGGAAAAGGUUCAAGACUACUGUAAUGGGAUUCUCCAAAACAUCGAGUUUGGUUUACAACUUAACGAAUCUCUCCAACAGAGAUAUAAACUUAUCUUCUACAAGGAUAUAGCCACCUGGCCGGUUGAAUCGGCGAGAGAAGUCUUCAAGUUCGCGGGAUUAAGGUUAUCAGACAAAACAUUAAGCUGGAUCGAAAACAGGACAAGUCCAAGUAAAAUGGAUUCGAGAAGGCAGUUUAAGAAUCCGUACUCGCUAGUAAGGGAUUCUAAGGCGAAUAUCGAAAAAUGGCGGAGAGAGUCGCCACCGGAACGAACUAUGAUUAUAGAGAGAAUUUGUAAACCGUUGAUUGAACUUAUGGAGAAAAUCAGUAUCGAAAGAGAAUAUUUUUUGAUAUAGAUAUCUUAAGGAAGCGCAAAAUGGUUUUGUUAUUUUGUUAGAAGAUAUUUCUUACACUUUUAGUACAGUGGUACUUUCUAUAUUCCUUUUCUAUUACACAACUUGCUGCCUUGGGAACUAGCUCAGAUCUGAGUGAGAAUGCUGGUCACCAGCUUAUAAAGGUGACACUUACUAAGCUGUCAAUCUUCAUGCAUCUUCAUCAUUUCUCACUUAGCCAGCGAAUCACGUUAAGUUACGAGAAAUAGUUCCCGCAUGCUAAGUACGUACCUUCGAGAUGUUUACGCUUUGCAAAAUCUUUUUCUACCUUAAAUUUCUUGCUCUUACGGUCAAGGUUGGGCAAAACAAGAACAAGAUUAUGGUAAUAUGAAAAUUAUAAUGAACUUAUUGACAGAAUUAGAAUCAUACUUGAAAAGAUAUCUUAAGAGAAAAUAGCCUUCGAAGACUCUUACAUAACAACAGAAUAAACAGAAAAUUCGGAGAGGAAAGAGCGUACCCAAGGUACCGCCUUUACAAGAAUUAAGUGCUGUUCGUAUAAGUGCUUGAUUAUAAAUUCAGUGCAGAAAAUGAAAAGUGUUAGUUGUUUACACCUUAAGUCACCUUUAAAGAAAGAGGUGUCGGACAAGCUAAAUAAAAUUGUUACAUAGAAACAUCUUUCUCCAUGUCAAAUUCGCGACCGCAAUAAAAAAAGGUGACAAACUCUGCUUGUAAGAUAAGACCGCCAAAGGAUAAGAAGACCGCCAAGAGCAAAUGAUCAACUUGCUUCUUAUAAGUUUUUUUUAAUGAAUGGCUAAUGGUAAUGAAUUAUUUCCAUUCAUUUUCUCGACACCAAUAUGGGGAAAACCUUACAAUGUUUUCAGAUUAGAUAUGUAUAUAUAUAUAUAUUUCUAUCGUUUAACAAUUUUCAACAUUAAUCCAGUGGGUAUUUAAGGAGGCUUUGAACCAAUUUAUCGAUUUCUAAAAAAAACU
Molecule: messenger RNA, 2104 nt
Organism: Pocillopora verrucosa
Lineage: Eukaryota; Metazoa; Cnidaria; Anthozoa; Scleractinia; Pocilloporidae
Product: carbohydrate sulfotransferase 3-like
Biological process (GO): N-acetylglucosamine metabolic process; sulfur compound metabolic process
Molecular function (GO): N-acetylglucosamine 6-O-sulfotransferase activity
Source: RefSeq, a predicted model, not a curated record